Molecule: messenger RNA, 1356 nt
Organism: Zerene cesonia (dogface butterfly)
Lineage: Eukaryota; Metazoa; Arthropoda; Insecta; Lepidoptera; Pieridae
Gene: mRpL3
Product: 39S ribosomal protein L3, mitochondrial
Exons: 6
Coding region: 128-1204 (358 amino acids)
Biological process (GO): translation
Cellular component (GO): ribosome; mitochondrial large ribosomal subunit
Molecular function (GO): structural constituent of ribosome
Source: RefSeq, a predicted model, not a curated record
AUUUAAUUUCAGCGUGAUACCCAAAGAGUAGUAUAAUAAUACGGGUACCUAUAUCAAUAAAUUUGUAAUAAAAAUAUUUUGAUCACAUGUAUUAAAAAAUUUGUUAAUCAAGUUAUAUUUCGUUAUAAUGACUACCUCUAAUAUACAAGUUUUAUGCAACGUUCUGAAUAAAUUUAGGAUCGAUAAUAUUAUAAAAAGAUCUAAUCACUACCAGCCUCCUAGAUACCGGCCACCUUAUUGGUUUGUGAAGAAAGAAAGAGUUGUUAGUGAUGAUUUGUUAACACAAGAUAAUAGAGAUUUUAUUGAAGAAGUUAAACAAGAUAAACAAAAAUCUCAACUCAUUUUGGAAUCACCUUUGGCUAACAUUGAACCCCAAAAGUCAGCAGAAUGGACACCAUUCACCAGACGGGUUGGUGUCAUAGCUCGUAAAAUUGGAAAUUAUCCUCUAUGGUCAAAAGAUGGUAAGAAGUAUCAAACUACUUUAUUACAGGUAGUAGAUAAUCAUGUCAUAAAAUAUAUUCCACCAGAAGAGUUUAAACCAAUGAAGACAACUAAAGUAAAUUGGAGAGAAAAAAGGACUUUGGGUUGUUUGUUAGUUGGUUCUGAAACUAUAGAUCCAAGCACUGUCACAAAAGAUUACUGUGGAAUGUUUACUAAUGUUGGAAUGCUUCCUAAAAGGCAUUUAUGUAGAUUUAUGGUGACGCCUAAUGCUCAGCUCCCAACCGGUACACCAUUAUAUGCAACACACUUCAGAGUUGGUGAUUGUGUUGACAUCCGUGCAAAAACAAUUGAUCGAGGAUUUCAAGGUGUUAUGAAGCGAUGGGGUUUCAAAGGAAUGCCUGCAUCUCAUGGUGUCACUAAAACCCACAGAAGGCCAGGUAAUAUUGGUGCUGGAGGUGAAAAAGCUCGUGUUUGGCCAGGUACGAAAAUGCCUGGUCAUAUGGGUAAUAGAUGGCGUAUGUUGCGUGGUGUCAAAAUCCUGCGUAUAAAUACCGAACAUAAUGUUUUAUGGAUGUUAGGUGUAGCAAUUCCUGGAGAAACUGGUGCAAUGUGUUAUGUCUAUGAUACAGUAUUGCCCCUGAAAAAGUUGAAAACACCACCCGCUUUUCCUACACAGCCUCAUGUUGAUGGACUACCAUUGGAAUAUUAUGAUGAAUCCAUACAUCAAUUUGAUCAGCCAACAAUUACAUUUGAAGAAUCAUAGGGCUAAAAUUAAAUGUUAUUUACAAUAGAAGAAAACAUUUAAGUAAAAGGAAUAAUGGAAAAUUAAAAUCCUGCAAGAUGUAUGCCAGAACAAAAUAUUUUGUUGAAUGAUUAGUGUUUAGUUUAAUAAGUAUAAAUAAAAUAUAAAUAAAC